Messenger RNA from Trematosphaeria pertusa, 1088 nucleotides. RefSeq names its product PLAC8-domain-containing protein. The transcript has 3 exons. The record is from RefSeq and is a predicted model, not a curated record. Lineage: Eukaryota; Fungi; Ascomycota; Dothideomycetes; Pleosporales; Trematosphaeriaceae. The coding region runs from base 124 to 669 and encodes 181 amino acids.
AGCACCAGUCUUCCAACCAGCCUGGAGAUUUCACACACACUUCCUCCACAAUCUUCAAUUCCAUCCAAUCACCCACAACCCCAACACCCUGCCCUUCCUUCCACAGCAUAGCUAGACAGCAGCAUGGCUUCCGGCGGAGGACCAAUCGACCAAAACGAUCUCCACGACUGGAAGGAGCGGCUGAACAAGAGCAUCGAGACGAAAGCCUGGCACUCCUCGACAAAGGGCGGGACCGCCAGACCAUGGAGUCACAGUUUCUUUGGCUGCUUUUCGCCGCCCAGUCUUUGCUGCCUAACAUGCUGCCUCCCCUGCGUAACCUUCGGCAAGACGCAUCACCGCCUCCGUAAGAAUGGGGAUAUGCAAGGCUACGAACCGAUUAAUACUUCUUGCCUCCUCUUCUUCCUCACGAGCUACUGCGGCAUCCCCUUCAUCCUCAACGCCAUGCAACAGCAAGACCUGCGCGAAAAGUACAACCUCGAGGGCUCCUGCACCGAAGACCUGCUCAAGAGCUACUGCUGCCUGUGCUGCUCGCUCGUGCAGGCCGAGAAGGAGAGCAAGGAUAGAGAGGUUGAGGCUAGGCCCGUGGUGAACCAGCAGUAUACGGGAGAGGCUAUGGUGAUGCAGCAGGGUCAGCAGGGUCAGCAGGGUCAGCAGGGGCCGCAGGUCUGAGGCGCGGUCAGGGGUGAGAUUAUGCGACACGAGUGCAGAUGAGGAGGCGCUGGUAUGGGAUCGGAUGGUUGAGAGGGGGACAUAGUGGGGGAUGUUGUGGAUGUGGGUGUUAUGGAAGCAGACGGACGUAAUUAUCCCUUUUGUAUCCUUGGUGGGGGACUGCGACAUUCGACAGCGAUACCCUAAUUUGACACUCCUAGUUCUUUCGUUCACUACCUCCGCCCUGCUACGCAAGCGUGCUGUAUCCAACAUAAGAGUCAAACGAGCCAGUUCUCCUCAACGCACAACCCACCUUAAUACUCGAAAGGAGCGGGAAGUCACAUCGAUGCACGCAAGAGGACGCCGAAUGCACGAACAUCUGCAAAGUAUCAAGUUGAUACCCAAUACUAUCAUUAGCAAUGAUGACCACCCCUAUAUCC